AUGGAUGAUGAUGAGCUUGUUAAUUUCUUGCUGUCUGACGACAUAGUCCAGAAGGCGAGUAAAAGAGAGAAGAAGUCGCGAUGGCUCAGAGAUAGCAAUGCAGCUGCUGAUCUGGUUGACACUAAUAAUGCUAGUCCUGCUGUAGAGGGAAAGUCUGAGAAUGUGAGAAAUGGGAACGAUACGUUAGAGGUGGAUGAGCUGGAAGUGGAUCUAGAUAACCUGAUACUAUCUUCGGGAACCGCGCAUGGUACUAAGAGUAAGAGGCCAAAGAGGACAAGACUAAAGGAAACAACUGAGAAUAGCAACAAAGAUUUUCUCAAGCUGCUGAAUGAAAUAAUAGAUAAAGAAGUGAAAGAAGAGAGACUGAUAGUGGGCAAUGGCGGUUCUAGUCCCACAGAUAGUGAUCUUACAUUGAAGAAAAAGAAGAAGAACAAGAACAAGAAGACGAAAAAUACAGGAAGAAAAACAGUAGAAACCAAUGCUAAAGAUGAUGACAGACCUUUUGAGAAAGUUAUGGAUAUGUUUUUGAAAGAUGAGAAUGGAAUACAAACAGAGUUACCAAAAGCUGAAGGAAAUAGUACCAAUGAUAGCAAAGAAUUGAAAGCUAAGAGGAAAAAGAGCAAGAAAAAGAAGCCAACGAAGCAAAUUACCGUAGAAGAAAUCCCUGAAACUCCCCAACAAACCCAAAAUGCAAUACAUAAUUCUGAUGAAGACUCAAAAAUUAUCAUACAGCGUAGGAAGAAGGAUAAAAAAUCAAAAAAGAAGAAGAAGGAAAAGAGCCAUAUCGACAUUGGCAAAGGAGAAGGCAAUGAGAAUCAUGAUGAAACCUCAGAUAAGACAUUUAAGAAGGAAAAGAAACUUAAAGCCAAAAAACAUGAUGAAGAUCAAUUGAAACAUAUUGAGACUAAUAUGAAGAUACAUAAUGCUGAAGAUGACAUAAACAACGUUACGAACUCAAAUUCAACAUCACAUCCAAGUCUUUCUAAGAAAUCCAAGAAGAAGAAAAAGAAACUAAUCGAAACUGAUGAACAUCACGACAAGCCUGAAAUAUCAAUAGAGAAAGAAAAUGGAGGCAGCAGUAUCAAAAGCAAAAAGAAUCGUACCAAACAGAAAAGUAAACGAUCUCAUGUAAAUACAGAAUCCGCGCCCAUUUCUGUUGAAUUUUAG
Messenger RNA from Nakaseomyces glabratus, 1167 nucleotides. It is a transcript of the gene SKA1, whose product is annotated as Ska1p. NCBI's taxonomy places the organism in Eukaryota, Fungi, Ascomycota, Saccharomycetes, Saccharomycetales, Saccharomycetaceae. The record is from RefSeq and is a predicted model, not a curated record.